AUUGUUUCUUGGGGACCAUGAACGCAGCAAAAGUAUCCGGAUGUGACGCAAAUGACGUAUAUCGUUCAAGAUGGCAGCGCUGGCGUCCUUGAUGCUCCAGUCCAGAGCAGGUGUGUUGCUACCUGGUCAGACGUCUCUUCUCCACUCAGUGAGGUUUGCAUCUAAGAAGGCUGGUACCAGCAGUAAGAACUUGGGCGGAAAUAGCCCUGGUAGAAGAUAUGGUUUCAAGAAACAGGAUGGUCAUUUUGUCCAUGCGGGUAACAUUCUUGCAACACAGAAGUUGAUGAGGUAUCACCCAGGAGCAAAUGUCGGCAUUGGCAACAGGAGGACGCUGUACGCUCUGGAGGACGGUUACGUCAGAUUCACUAAAGAGGUCUACAUCCCUCACCCACGCAGCUGUCAGGUCACCACCAUCCUCACCAGGCUGCCGAGAGGAGCUGUGCUCUACAAGACCUUCAUCAGCGUCCAGCCACUCAAACAGGAGGGCAAGUUUAAACUUGUGGACAUGGUCUAAAACUGACUGGACUGGACUAGGACAGCAUUGUCUCCCAGGCUUUCUUGCGGUGUCCAGGAUCAAGAAAGAUCUUUUUUUUUUUGGACUGGUUUCCAGAGAUCUAAGUGAAGAGCAGAUUGUCGACUCGUGGCCUCUCUUUGGCUUUCUCUCUCCAUAAUUAUGUCAUAUACACUACUGGUCAAAAGUUUUAGAACACACCAACUUUUCCCGAAUUUAAUUGAAAAUGAUGCAGUUUAUUGUCUCAGUCUACUCUGAAAUGAAUGCACAUUUAAAAUUCUUUAUUGAGCAUGAUAGUGUUUUGAAAAUAAAAAAAAGAUUCAAAA
Molecule: messenger RNA, 837 nt
Organism: Centropristis striata (black sea bass)
Lineage: Eukaryota; Metazoa; Chordata; Actinopteri; Perciformes; Serranidae
Gene: mrpl27
Product: mitochondrial ribosomal protein L27
Exons: 4
Coding region: 71-514 (147 amino acids)
Biological process (GO): translation
Cellular component (GO): mitochondrial large ribosomal subunit; ribosome
Molecular function (GO): structural constituent of ribosome
Source: RefSeq, a predicted model, not a curated record